CUUCAAGAAGCGCCUCUGUGAACAGCAGUAGUUCCGGUGAGAGGCCCACGUGGUUUCAGGUUUGGGAUCCCAACAAUCGUUGGAACGAUGUCCGCGAGGAACAACAAUCGUUUGCCUAGUAACUUACCGCAGCUGCAGAACCUCAUUAAAAGGGACCCGCGCUCGUACACGGAGGAGUUCACACAGCAGUUUCAUCACUACCAGUCUAAUGUACGGAUUUUCAAGCUACAGCCGGACAAGCCAAGUAAAGAGCUUUCUGAACUGGUGAUGUUUCUGGCACAAGUUGCUCAUUGUUACCCAACAGAGCUAGCUAACUUUGCCCAGGAAUUGAAAGACCUCCUUUUCUCUCAUCACACAGUUCUGGACCCAGACCUGCGAAUGACGUUUUGUAAAGCUUUGAUUUUGUUGAGAAAUAAGAACCUCCUGAAUCCUACGAGUUUGCUGGAACUGUUCUUUGAACUCCUGAGGUGUCAUGACAAACUUCUGCGAAAGACUCUCUACAUGCAUAUUGUGACUGAUAUUAAGAAUAUCAACGCCAAACACAAAAACAACAAAGUGAACACAGUUUUGCAAAAUUUUAUGUACAGCAUGUUGAGGGAUAGCAACUCUAUAGCAGCCAAGAUGUCCCUGGAUAUAAUGAUAGAACUGUACAAAAGAAACAACUGGAAUGAUGCAAAAACUGUGAAUGUCAUUACAACAGCUUGCUUCUCAAAAGUGACCAAGAUUUUGGUUGGUGCUCUGAAGUUCUUUCUGGGUAAAGAUGAAGAUGAGAAAAAUGAUAGCGAUUUGGAAUCUGAGGAUGAAGGACCAACAACACGAGAUGUAACCUUGAGAUAUGCAACGGCAAAGAAAUUUACAAAAAACAAAAAGAAACUAGAAAAGGCUCUGAAAGUCCUAAAAAAACAUAAAAAGAAGAAAAAGGCAGAAGUAUUUAAUUUUUCAGCUAUUCACCUGAUUCAUGAUCCACAAGGUUUUGCAGAAAAGCUUUUCAAACAUUUGGAAGAUUCUAAGGAAAGAUUUGAAGUUAAGAUGAUGAUGAUGGAUCUAAUAUCAAGAUUGAUUGGAAUUCACGAGUUAUUCCUUUUUAACUUUUACCCAUUCACGCAACGUUUCCUUCAACCGCAUCAGAGAGAUGUGACCAAGAUUCUUCUGUAUGCGGCACAGGCCACUCAUCAACUGGUUCCACCAGAGAUUAUCCAAACAAUGGUGAUGACUAUAGCAAACAACUUUGUCACAGACCGGAAUUCUGGUGAAGUUAUGACAGUCGGGAUUAAUACUAUCAAAGAAGUAAGUGCGCGAUGUCCCCUUGCCAUCACAGAAGAGCUGCUCCAGGAUCUUGCUCAAUACAAGACGCACAAAGACAAAAAUGUAAUGAUGUCUGCCAGAUCCUUGAUUCAGCUUUUUAGAACAAUGAACCCUCAGAUGUUGCACAAGAAAGACAGGGGUAAACCUACAGAAGCCUCAAAGGAAGCCAGAUGUCAUGAAUAUGGUGAACUGGAUUCCAAAGAUUACAUCCCAGGAGCAGAAGUGCUGGAAGAGGAGGGUGAAGAGGAUGAUGGUCUUGCAGAUGGAUGGGUGAGUGCAAGUACAGAUGAGGAGGAUGAAGAUGAUGAAGGGUGGAUUGAUGUUCACCAUUCUUCAGAUGAAGAGCAGCAGAAAGAGGUGGUAGAGAAGAUUAGCAGUAUGCCCCUGGAAGCACGGAAAGCCAAAGCAGCAAUUGUCAGUGCAAGCCGAGUCCUAACACAAGAAGAUUUCAAGAAAAUCCGUCUGGCUCAAAUGGCCAAAGAAAUUGAUGCUGCCCCUGGCAAAGGUCAAAAAAGGAAAAUUGUUGAGGAUGUCAGUGAUGAAAGCAAAGGAGAGCAGCUUUCAUUGCGAAAUAUAGAACGACUCCAUAAAAAACCUAAAUCGGAUAAAGAAACUCGACUAGCAACAGCAAUGGCAGGGAGAUCUGAGAGAAAUGAAUUUGUGAAAAAGAAAAACAAGCUGAAUCCAUAUGCAAGCACAACCAACCAGGACAAGAAAAAGAAAAAGAACUUUAUGAUGAUGAGAUACAGUCGUAACGUGAGAUCAAAAGGCAAACGCUCCUUCAGGGAAAAGCAGAUUGCACUGAGGGAUGCUCUCUUGAAGAGAAAAAAACACUUAAUGAAAUGAAUCCGGGAAUUUUAGGACACUUCGAGAAUUUUAUUCCUUCCAAUCAAAAUCAGGAUGUUACAACAAAAACAAAAUAUCACACUGUGAAGAUAUUUCUAAAGACUUGAAUUUUAAUUCUCUUUAAUUUUUGUACAGUAAUUGAUCUAUAAAAUAAAAUAACUAUGCCAAAUCA
This is a messenger RNA of Carcharodon carcharias (great white shark), 2323 nucleotides long. It is a transcript of the gene sdad1, whose product is annotated as SDA1 domain containing 1. The record is from RefSeq and is a predicted model, not a curated record. The coding region runs from base 88 to 2151 and encodes 687 amino acids. Gene Ontology annotation, biological process: ribosomal large subunit export from nucleus; ribosomal large subunit biogenesis. The transcript has 21 exons. Gene Ontology annotation, cellular component: nucleolus. NCBI's taxonomy places the organism in Eukaryota, Metazoa, Chordata, Chondrichthyes, Lamniformes, Lamnidae.